AUGAACGUCUGGACAGAGCAUCGAAAUCCAGAAGGUCGUACCUACUGGUUCAACACAGGCACAAGGGAAAGUGUCUGGGAGAAACCAGACGAUCUGAAAACACCCUUUGAGCGUGCCUUGAAUCAAACAAAAUGGAAGGAAUACUUCUCUGGUGGGAGGAAGUACUAUUACAAUACCGAUUCCAAAGAGUCGAAAUGGGAUAUGCCCGAUGAACUUCUACUGCUGCUUGAAAAGGUGGAAAAGGAGAGUAAAGCAGCGCCGCAACCAAAUAAUGCCCUAGUUGCCACUUCAGGCGGAAAUGCUGGAACUCCUCUGCAAGGUGCACCUGCUGCUAUGGGAGCGACUGACUCGUCCUUAUCCGCCCCCGGUUCUCAGACGCAGCCGAAUGGGCACAUGGGCGAACUCGCUGUUGGUCCACACACUGGUGGUCUGCCUUUUGCCCCGUCCAGCGUUCUGCCUGCUCGGCCCAAUUUGCCAGAUGAUCCUGUCAUUCCCCACAACGGGUUUGUGACCGUCGAGGAAGGUGAGAAAGCGUUCAUGCAUUUGUUACGCAAGGCUGGAGUGGACAUGGAUUGGACAUGGGAUCAAACUAUGCGCGCCAUCAUCACGGACCCACUAUACAAAGCGCUCAAUACAUUGGCGGAGAAAAAGGCAGCCUGGCAAAAAUAUAUCGAUGCUAUCAAGACGAAGGCUCACGAGGAACGUGAAGCUCGAUUGUCCAAGCUGCGGCCUGCGAUCAGAAACAUGCUCAAGGGAAAUCCAAAUGUCUUCCACUACAGCACCUUUGCCACUGCCGAUAAGCUAUUCGCUCAACAUCCGAUAUGGCAACAAGCGAAGAUCGAGGCAGAGCGUAAACUGAUAUUCGAAGAGUACGUAGCAGAGCUCAAGCAACGUGAAGUGCAAGAGAGUCGUGCCGCGCGCUCUCGCAGUGUCUCUAAAAUCGUAGCCUUGUUCAAGCGACUCGACGUUGAUGUUACAACGCGUUGGCGUCAAGCGAACCAACUUGUCCUCGACUCCGAAGAAUGGAAGGAAGACCCGGAGCUGCAGAAGCUGCCUACACUAGACAUCCUCCUCGCAUUUGAGGACUACAGCCGAGUUCGCGAGCGUGAAUUUGAUGAGCAGAUGCGCCGUGCUCAGGUAGAAAAAACGAGAAAAGAGCGUAAGGCCAGAGAAGGAUUCCGAGAUUUGCUUCAGAGCCUUGUGCAGUCAGGCCAACUCAAAGCUCGUACGAAAUGGAAAGAAGUAUAUCCUUCCUUUGCCGAAGAUCCCCGAUACCUGGACAUGCUCGGCAAUCCUGGAUCGAAUCCUCUCGAGCUUUUCUGGGACGUCGUUGAUGGCCUUGAUCAAAAGCUCGACGCGAAGAUCGCCAUUGUGGAGGGGGCAAUCAAACGUCACAACAAGCAGCUUGAAAUCCAAGCUCAACAAGGAGACGGUUCGAAGAAGGAUGGGGAUGAGAACAACGUCAAGUUGUUCAAAAUUACUUCUGAUACUACUGAGACAGAGUUCAUCUCGAUUGUGAAACCAAAUGAUGAUGAAGAAAUGCGGAAGCUAUCUUCAGAGGACCUGAAGGGUAUCUUCGAUACGCUCUAUGCACAAGCAUUGAAGCAGCAAGCAGAUGAGAAGCGCCGUGCUGAGAGAAGGCAGCGCCAUUUGCAGGACGAUCUGCGUUAUGCCCUCAAGAAACUCACUGAACCCAUCGAUCUUAAUAUGUCGUACGAAGAUGCUGUCCCAAUUAUACAAGAUCUACCUGAAUACAAGGCCAUAGAAGAUGAGGAAAGCAAAAGGGCCGCAUUUGCGAAGUUCGUCAAACGUCAGAAAGAGCGUCUGCGAGAACGCGAACGUGAGGCGUCCGAGGACGGUGGCUCCACAACGAGCCGUAAACGUAAGGAGCCCACUAAGGACACGCGAGAUGGGGAUCGCGAGCGGGACCACCGUGAACACCGUGAUCGCGAGCGAGAUUCGGAGAGGGAUUACCAUGACAGUCGCAGCACUCGUCCUCAUCGUGGGCAUGAAGAUCACGAGAGUCAUAGCCACCGAUCCUCAAAGGACUAUCCCCGCGAGCGCGACUACGCCAAGGAAAAGGCUUAUCAUGGUCGCGAGAAAGAGCGAGACAAGGGGGACCAUGCUUAUAAGUCUUCCAGGCAUCACCGGGAGUAUGAGAGGGAUGACAAAAGGAGAGACCGCAAAAGCACGCGGGGUGACCACGACGGAUACGGCGGCAGGGAUUGGGAUGAGGGUUCAGCAUAUGGUCAGGACGCUCCCCCGGCCCCCACGUACCGGGAUGACAGGGAGAGAAGUGCGUCUGUUUAUCGAGACGACCCGCGUGAGAAGAGAGACAGGACGGUGUACGACGACAGAGGACUCGAGGGACGCGCGGAAAAGAGGGCCAAAUACAGUGUCCCGCCGGAGGGCAUACCAGAGGAGCCGCCUAAGCACGAGCCUCCUCCGAGGGCAGAAACUCCGGAGGAAGGGGAAAUAUGA
Fibroporia radiculosa is the source of this 2481-nucleotide messenger RNA. RefSeq lists its product as uncharacterized. The coding region runs from base 1 to 2481 and encodes 826 amino acids. The transcript is spliced from 13 exons. Gene Ontology annotation, biological process: mRNA cis splicing, via spliceosome. The record is from RefSeq and is a predicted model, not a curated record. Gene Ontology annotation, cellular component: U1 snRNP; U2-type prespliceosome. Gene Ontology annotation, molecular function: RNA binding; protein binding. Lineage: Eukaryota; Fungi; Basidiomycota; Agaricomycetes; Polyporales; Fibroporiaceae.